Messenger RNA from Magnolia sinica, 1355 nucleotides. Its product is annotated as ethylene-responsive transcription factor RAP2-2-like. The record is from RefSeq and is a predicted model, not a curated record. Gene Ontology annotation, biological process: regulation of DNA-templated transcription; ethylene-activated signaling pathway. Lineage: Eukaryota; Viridiplantae; Streptophyta; Magnoliopsida; Magnoliales; Magnoliaceae. Gene Ontology annotation, molecular function: DNA binding; DNA-binding transcription factor activity. The transcript is spliced from 2 exons. Bases 117 to 1073 code for a protein of 318 amino acids.
AUUCUCGACUGUCUUUCCAAUACCUGACAUUUCCAAUAUUUCGCGUUACUUUCCGAUCCGAUAUUUCUCCUUCAAAAAAACAGUCAGGAUCCGAUAUUUCGGACACGAUCCAGAAGAUGUGCAGAAGAUCAAUCAUGUCGGAUUUCAUCCCGCGGAGCCGAUCGCGGCCACUUACAGACGAUUAUCUGAAGCCGGUCCUCAAGAAGGGCGUGGGAAAUUACUACUCGAAGCCGCUGAAAUCGAAGAUGGUUGGAUUGGAAGACGAUUUCGAGGCGGAUUUUCAGAAUUUCAGGGACGAUUCGGACGAAGAGGAUGAAGUAGAGGACGUGAAGCCGUUCUCUUUUCCCAAACUGGAUUUCUCUCGAGAAUAUUCUAUUAGAGCCAAAUCGGUGGAAUACAGUGGACCCGCGGAGAAAUCUGCGAAAAGGAAGAGAAAGAACCAGUUCAGAGGAAUCCAACAGUGUCCGUGGGGAAAAUGGGCUGGCAAGAUCAGAGACCCAAGAAAGGGUGUUACGCUCUGGCUUGGGACCUUCAAUAUUGCUGAAGAAGCUGCGAGUGCAUAUGAUGCUGAGGCUCGGAGGAUCCGGGGCAAGAAAGCCAAGGCGAAUUUCCCUGAAGAACCGUCCACAGUUGCUCUGAAACGCCCUGUGAAACCGAGUUCUCAGAAAGCUUUGAAGUCUGGGAAACCCACGUGCAAUCAAUACUUCAAUUUCAUCAACAGCUUGGAUCACGACUUCUACAACACCCUUGGGUUUAUAAAUGAGGAAUCAUCUGUUAAGCCAUCUGGGUAUUUGAGUUCCUUUCCCAUGAAUGGAAAUCCAGUGGAAUUUAAUUCUGUCAUGCCUUCUGAUGGUGGGUGCCUGUGUUUCAACUCUGAUCAAGGGAGUAAUUCUUUUGAUUCCUCAGAUUUUGGAUCGGAACAGGAGCCCAAAAGCCCUGAGACCUCAUCCAUUCUUGCAACUAAACCCGAAUCUGAUGGGUCGGAAUUCAUAGAAGAUGCAAACCUGAGGAAGAGACUGAAGAACAGUUCCAAGAAUGCAAUGCCAGUCGAGGAAGACAUGACAAUGGAAUAAUUCAGCCUAUACAAGUCUGUAUAUGAAGCUAGAUGCUAAGUAUGACAGCUAUCUACACAGCUAGAUCCAUAUCAACAGGAUACUUAUUUAAGAGUAUGCUAAUGUACACGGAUUAUGUUAAUCUGCUCUAAUGGGCCGCAUGAUUUGGAUGGUGUCUAGUCACAAGCACCGAUCCAUUCACAUCAGAACAUGGUUUUAAGGCUAGGUGAUGCAGACAACUCGUUCGGUCCUGAGUAGAGUCGUGACUCUCCAGAAUCAAACCGUGUCGCCACCUAUUUUCAA